UCCUUCGUCCAGGAGAUGUUAUUAGAGUUGACCGAGACAAAAUGCUGCUCCUGCCUGCUAGUACACCGCUCCACUGGCGCUUAAAUUAUCCAUCGUAAGCACGCGACGAUUCUUCCAAUCUUCCUCACGAGUUUACUUCUCCUAUUCUGAAUCAAGUGGUUCGUGUUUUGCAUUCAAUCCCGUCGUCGUUCCGAAUUCCGAGAGCGGCAGCGGCUCGUUUCUCUGUUUUUCUUUGCUUUUCCCAAACGACUCCUCAAAUCAGAAUCUCUAACUGAGGCACGAAUUGUUCUGCCUUUCCACCGCUCCCCCCGUCUCGCGCCUCCAUUUCGAGCACGCAGUGAUUCGCUUCGCUCACCUCUGUCCCGCAGCCAGCCGUGGAUGCAUGUGUGGCUGCUGCGGCUGAGAGCCCAGGAUGGUGAUGAGCAGCAACAGCAAUGGGAAGAGCCUCGAGAGGGUCGUCUCCAGGAGGGCUCUGCAGGCCGCUCCCUGCAACAAGGCAUGGGCGCUGGGCUUCCUCUCCGGCGUCUGCGCCGUCUACCUCCUCGGCGCCGCUCUCCCUCCGGUGAUCCAAAUACCUCUCACCCGCCACGUAGUAGACAGUGUUGUUCCUGCUGCUGCUGCUGCCACUGCAGCAACAGAUGGCGCCCCAGCUGUUCUGCAUAGAAAGACAGGAGCCAGCGUGAUGCAGCUGUACGAUGCCUGGAGCGCUUCGUUGAGUCUGAAUGGCACCGGCGAUGAAGACCUUGGAAGUUCAGAUUCAGAUACGCCACGGCCGCCUCAUCUGGAUGACUGCAGGCGUAAUCUGGAGAGGGACAGGCGAUUCGACGGCUACGGCGAUGACGGAGCAUUUCCUCCCUGGACGUUGUGGAAAGGGGCACUUGGGCUUGAGCUGUUUGACCGAAAGUUUUCAGGAAAUGAGGAGCAGGCGUUUUUCAGGACUAGUGCUAAGUCUGACAUGCCGUAUCCACCUUGGAUUGUAGGGUCUGAUGAAGAAAACUAUCCGUUGACAAGACAAGUGCAGCGAGAUAUAUGGGUUCACCAGCACCCUCCAAACUGCAGUGAUCCGAGCUUACGGUUUCUGGUCGCCGAUUGGGAGAGGCUGCCGGGGUUUGGCAUGGGCGCGCAGCUUGCUGCAAUGUCAGGACUCCUUGCCAUCGCCAUUAAAGAGAAAAGGAUUCUGGUCACAGGUUACUACAAUCGAGCCGAUCAUGACGGUUGCAAAGGCCUGUCAAUAUCUAGCUGGUCCUGCUACUUCUUUCCCGAGACAUCUCCGGACUGCCGAAAGCGCGCUUUUGAGCUCAUGCAAAGCAGAGACUCUUGGGACAAUGCAAUUGUGAAAGUGAAGGAAAAUUAUACCUCCAAGCAAAUAUGGGCCGGGCGAAUACCUAGGACGUGGGGAGAACCAUGGAAAUUUAUGCAACCAACAACGGAUGUACACGGGAUAUUGAUUACGAAUCACCGUAAAAUGGAUAGGAGAUGGUGGUUAGCACAGGCUGUACGAUACCUAAUGAGGUUCCAGAUGGAGUAUACAUGCAGACUACUGAAUGUGGCUAGGCAUUCUGCAUUCGGUGUGCAGGCAUCAGAGUUGGUUCUUGGAAAUGUUCAGAAUGAUGUUGAUCCACCGCAGGACAUCAAAACUGGAAAAACGGAAUCUGAUGUCAAGCGGCUUGUGUGGUCCGACCAUAAACCAUAUAUGCCCAGGCCUCUUCUCAGCAUGCAUGUAAGGAUGGGAGACAAGGCUUGUGAAAUGGUAGUGUCUGGCUUUGAUAAAUACAUGGAGCUGGCUGCCGGGCUCCGCAGACGUUUCCCAGGUCUCAGGAACAUCUGGCUCUCCACUGAAAUGCAGGAAGUCAUCGACAGGACUAAACUACAUCACACCUGGAAUUUCUACUUCACGAACGUGACACGACAAGAUGCCAAUGUGACCAUGGCGGUGUACGAAGCUAGUCUGGGACGUGAGACCGGCACAAACUAUCCCCUCGUCAAUUUCAUCAUGGCCACCGAAGCAGAUUUCUUUAUUGGAGCCCUGGGAUCAACCUGGUGCUACCUCAUUGAUGGAAUGAGGAACACCGGGGGAAAGGUGAUGUCCGGCUAUUUAUCGGUGAACAAAGAUAGAUUCUGAUUCAAUGGAUCAGACCAAUGUCAGUCAGGUGAUGCGAAAAGAAUGUCAAAUGUGCCAUUUCUAAAUGGAGAAAGAAGUAGUACAGCAUGUAUGUAUGCACUCAGAUUUCUGUGCUGUAUAAAACCCCUCUUUAUCCAACCUUUUCCAUGUCACCCUAGAGGCAGAUUCGCAGUUCCUUGCAUAGAGUGACGCACUAGUCGCUGCUCAACCAUCCAUUCAGGCAACCACUGCUUCAGGAGAUGGAUGGACCCUGUAACAGUGCCCUGAAGAAAAAGGACAGACUGUUGUGUGACACAACGUUGUACCGAGUGGAGUGCAACACUAGGAUCAUCAAGGUAGUGGACAUGAGAUCACUGCAUUUCAGCUUGCUCCCCACUUCAUGGGGGUGGUGAGAUUCCUUUUGGAUCGGAGCCGGCAAUGGCUCAGCCGACUGGGUACGCCAGGCCCAGGCGUAAGCAUGUAAUUGUGCUUGCUCGUCGUGCCUCCUCGGUGGAUCCAUUGACCUUGUGAAUCAUUUUGGAUGAGGAGCAAUGCAUUCAGGAUCCAGCAAAUGGUUUGUGUUUCAUGUGGCUGUAACUGUGUGGAGUUGAUGCAGAUGUAAUGAAAUUCUGGAGCAAGCAAGGAUGCACUACUGCAUGGUUGAUCAUUGCAAUUGCCUCAAUGGCAAUGUUAGGUAUCAGAAAGUGGUAUAUUCUGGUAAUGCCAUUCUUAUCUGACGGAUGGAGAUCCUACAUAGUAGACUAGCAAGUAGCAAUGCAUGAAAUGAUCAGCUUUCCUGUGAUUGAAACAUUCUGAAGCGUGACCGCAACCAAAAGAAAAGAAAGAGGAAGAAGGGAAAACUGGAUUGUGGCAGUCCAGUGAGUCUAUGG
Brachypodium distachyon (stiff brome) is the source of this 2991-nucleotide messenger RNA. RefSeq lists its product as uncharacterized. Lineage: Eukaryota; Viridiplantae; Streptophyta; Magnoliopsida; Poales; Poaceae. Gene Ontology annotation, biological process: protein N-linked glycosylation. The transcript is spliced from 9 exons. Gene Ontology annotation, molecular function: alpha-(1->6)-fucosyltransferase activity. The record is from RefSeq and is a predicted model, not a curated record. The coding region runs from base 413 to 2122 and encodes 569 amino acids.